AUGGAGUGUGAAACAGCUAAGGCAGCUUGGACAAAGCUACAGGAAGAAUAUAUAAAGUUGUUUGGUGAAGAGCUUAAAGAAGUUCGAGUAGUUGAGAAGAUUCUCAACAAUGUAUCAGGGAAGUUUGAACCUACAAUAGCAUCCCUGUUACAAUCAAAGGACCUGCCUGGCAUUUCAAUUACAGAAAUUGUUAGUGCCUUGCAAGCUGCAGAACUGAGAACAUUAAUAAGAGAUGAAGCUCUUGGGGAGAAAGCCUUUCUUGCUAAAGGCAAAAGUAAAGCCAAAGCUGAGGCUUUUACCAAGAAAAAUUACAAAGACAAAGAUAAGAAGAUUACUCAAUCUGGUCAAUCUUCAAACAAGAAAAACAAGUACAAGCCAUGUUCCUACUGCAAGAAAAGGAAUCAUACAAAUGACUAUUACUGGUUUAAGCCAAAUGCAAAAUGUAAAAUAUGUAGUCAAUCAAGACACACUGAUAAAGUGUGCAAGAACAAAACAAUUGAAGAUAAAACUACACAGAUAAAUGAAAGCUCAAAAUUAGCUAAAGAAGCAUUGUUCAUGGCUCAGUCAGAUUCUAAAAGUGACAUUGGUAACUGUGAAUGGCUUCUUGAUAGUGGCAACUCAUGGCAUAUUGCACUUUUUGAAGCUGUGUUUGUUAAUCUUGAUAAGAACCAUCGAUCAAGAGUUAGAAUAGGGAAUGGUGGUUACCUAUAA
Molecule: messenger RNA, 711 nt
Organism: Theobroma cacao (cacao)
Lineage: Eukaryota; Viridiplantae; Streptophyta; Magnoliopsida; Malvales; Malvaceae
Source: RefSeq, a predicted model, not a curated record